Aspergillus ochraceoroseus IBT 24754 is the source of this 693-nucleotide messenger RNA. Its product is annotated as 4a-hydroxytetrahydrobiopterin dehydratase. The transcript is spliced from 3 exons. Bases 43 to 606 code for a protein of 187 amino acids. Lineage: Eukaryota; Fungi; Ascomycota; Eurotiomycetes; Eurotiales; Aspergillaceae. The record is from RefSeq and is a predicted model, not a curated record. Gene Ontology annotation, molecular function: 4-alpha-hydroxytetrahydrobiopterin dehydratase activity. Gene Ontology annotation, biological process: tetrahydrobiopterin biosynthetic process.
GUUGGAAGAAGCUCUGUAUGAAGAAUACUUUGAGAAGACACCAUGAACCCCGCAUGCAGAGCCCUCCCGCGCCGUCAAGGGGUGUUCUCUCGCCUGCCUCUUAAGUGUGGCCGUCAUUACUCUCUGCAUCAUCCACGUCCAGUGCUCCUCGCAUCUCGAAACGACCAUACGCGUGCUUCCUGCACCCACCAUCUCCGAGCUCAGUUCCCGCAUCAGGCCACUUUCCGCGCUACUUCGACUAUGGCUUCCGAGCCUCAGUUUGCCACGGGAGUCGACCCCCAGCAGGCACUUCCCCUGCUAAAUGCCCUGCAAGGCCAAGGGUGGAGCUUAGACGAAGAGAGCAUUGGCAUCAAGAAGACCUUUUAUUUCCGCUCAUAUUUUAAAGCAGUGAGUUUUGUGAAUGUUAUUGCGUCGCAGAGUGCCACAAAAAAGCACCAUGCUACUAUGACAGUUAGGAUUGGAUCUGUGGAUGUUCAUUGGACGACACACCAUCCCCGAGGACUGACAGACAAGGACAUCUCGAUGGCGGAGUACUGCGAGCAGGCUGCCCAAUUGAUGGGUGCGGUGGAGGAGGGCCAGGGAAAGAAAUGUGGGCCAGGAUCGUAGGGUAUUUCCCUAUGCUCUAUUCUGUAAAUAAGGUGCGAUGUACGGUUAUAGGAAUUAUUUGUCGAGGCUUUCAAGGUUUGUUCUUGC